Messenger RNA from Pantherophis guttatus, 1427 nucleotides. The record is from RefSeq and is a predicted model, not a curated record. Lineage: Eukaryota; Metazoa; Chordata; Lepidosauria; Squamata; Colubridae.
UCUUUUGCUUGCCUGGGUUGAUGAAAGACAUCAUUGAAAAGCUAAAGGACCAGAUUACUUGAUGACGCGUCUUGUCUUGCUAAGACAACUCUGUCCUACUCGUGUUAGCAGAGAAGGCCUGCUGAAGACCUCAUUGGUCAAGGAACUCCAGAGAAGGUCCAGAAGAAGAGUCUUCUCUGCUGCAGUGCUGGACUUCUGGAACAUCCUGUGCCCUGGGGUGAGAUUUAUCCCCACUCUCCUACCCUUCUGCAACAGCCUGAAGACCUGGCCCUGACGGAGACCUGGGGACUCAAUAGGAGUGUACAUCUUUGGAGAUAACGUAUUAGAAAGCUAUGAAUAACUACAAUCACAGUCUAAUUACAAUGGUUGAAAAUAGCCAUCCUGAAGAAUACCGAAUUUCAUCACUUGUCUUCUACAGCUUCAUUUUUACAACUGGCUUAGUUGUAAACAUUACAGCUCUCUGGGUCUUCAGCUGUACCACCAAGAAGAAAACAACUAUAACUAUCUACAUGAUGAAUGUUGCGUUGCUUGACUUGUUGCUUAUAUUCACCUUGCCUUUUCGAAUGCAUUAUUAUGGGAAACGCUCUUGGAUCUUUGGAGAUGUCUUCUGUCGGAUUCUUAGUGCUUUCACUAUUUUUUACCCCAGCAUUGCAAUAUGGUUGUUAGCUUUUAUAAGCAUUGAUAGAUGUCUGGCUGUAGUUCAACCCAAAUAUGCCAAGGAACUCAAGAACACAAACAAAGCUCUGAUGGCUUGCACAACACUUUGGAUCUUAACUCUUGUGACAACUUCUCCACUGCUUUUCUUAUAUUCUGAUCCAGACAAAACUUCAAAUUUCACUACCUGCAUAAAGAUGAUGGAUAUUAUCUACCUAAAGGAAGUCAAUGUAUUAAAUUUUUGUCGGUUAAUAUUUUUUUUCUUGAUUCCCAUAUUUAAUAUGCUUGGUUGUUAUCUAGUCAUCAUUUAUAGUAUAAUUCGUGGAAGAACUUCCAAGCUGAAACCAAAGGCUAAAGAAAGAUCGAUCAGAAUCAUUGUAACACUAAUUACCCAAGUGCUUGUAUGUUUUGUGCCUUUUCACAUUUGUUUUACAUUUCUGAUGCUGCAAAAUGGAGAAGCAAGCUACAAUCCUUGGGGAGCAUUUACCACCUUCCUCAUGAAUCUCAGCACAUGUCUAGAUAUAAUCCUUUACUACCUAGUUUCUAAGCAAUUUCAGGCCCGAGUUAUCAGUGUUAUGCUUUAUCGUAAUUAUCUUCGAAGUGUUCGGAGAAAAAGUAUACGAUCUGGUAGUGUGCAUUCAUUAAGUAAUAUUAACAGUGAGAUCAUAUAAAGUAAGUAAAGCAAUACAAUACAAUAUAAAUACAUUUCAAAGUGAUACCAUAUACAUGCAUUACGUAAAGCUUAGAAUGAACUCACAUUUCCAAUAAAUGUA